AAAGCUUGUGGGGUUCGCCUCAACGAAAAUAACUUUCUAAGGAAUUUUAUCAGCUUUCUUUUUGAUAUUUACACUCAAAACUAUACUUUUCAAAUAUACGAAAUCUAGGGGCUUACAACUUCGCCAUGGCGAACGCUCCUACAAGUAACGAUGCAUGUUUGAGCAUUGUCCACUCGCUGAUGUGUCAUCGCCAGGGAGGUGAAUCAGAAGCAUUUGCUAAAAGGGCAAUUGAAUCUUUAGUGAAGAAACUCAAGGAAAAAAAGGAUGAACUGGAUUCAUUGAUAACAGCUAUUACUUCUGCAGGAACUCAUCCGUCUAAAUGUGUAACAAUUCAGCGAACUUUAGAUGGUCGUUUGCAAGUUGCUGGACGAAAAGGUUUCCCACAUGUUAUCUACGCUAAAAUUUGGCGGUGGCCUGAUCUGCACAAAAACGAACUUCGUCAUGUAAAAUAUUGUCAGUUUGCUUUUGAUUUAAAGUGUGAUAGUGUUUGCGUGAAUCCUUUUCAUUACGAGAGAGUUGUUUCGCCAGAUAUCACUGGUCUUAGUCUUACGAGAACUUCAGAAAACAAUUUUGGGUCAAGUGGUCAGAGCGAACCAGACUUUAGACAAGCUGUUGUACCCACAGCUCAUCAUUUUCCUGGAGGACAGACAAUUCCUCCCCCUGUAGGACCUCCACAGGAAUUAUACCCUAUCCAUGCUGUGGAGCCAGGAAUGAGUCAUGUUUCUCAAGAUACAUCAACUGGUUCAUCUGCUCCAUCAGGAUGGAGUAGUCCAACUACACCAAGUUUUUCCCAGACAUCACAAAAUACACAGGGUUUUUGGACACAACAAGAGCCUGCUGUGGAAGACACUGGCCCCAUAUCAAAACAUCCACCUCCAGAACAUUGGUGCUCUAUUGCAUAUUUUGAACUUGACCAGCAAGUUGGAGAAAUAUUCAAAGUUACAUCCAACUGUCCCUCUGUCACUGUUGACGGCUACGUAGAUCCUUCAGGAGGAAACAGAUUCUGUCUUGGCCAGCUGUCGAAUGUUCAUCGAACUGAAGCUAGUGAGCGUGCAAGACUACAUAUAGGCAAAGGAGUUCAACUUGAUCUUCGUGGUGAAGGUGACGUUUGGGUUCGUUGCCUUAGUGAACACAGUGUUUUUGUUCAAAGUUAUUAUCUUGAUCGUGAAGCAGGCCGUUGUCCAGGUGAUGCUGUACACAAGAUAUACCCUAGUGCAUACAUUAAGGUAUUUGACCUACGACAAUGUUACCGACAAAUGAAGCAACAAGCCCAUUCUGCCCAAGCUGCAGCAGCGGCCCAAGCAGCAGCUGUUGUAAGUGGGGUAGGGCCAGGAGCUCUUCUUCCUCAGAUGGGGCAAGUCAGUGUUGGUGUUGAUGACUUGAGAAGGUUAUGUAUUCUUAGGCUUAGUUUUGUGAAAGGAUGGGGACCUGAUUAUCCGCGUAAAAGUAUCAAAGAAACACCAUGUUGGGUUGAAAUUCACCUGCAUCGUGCAUUACAACUCUUGGAUGAAAUACUCAUAGGAAUGCCGAUAAAUGAGCCACGCCCACACGACGCAUAAUAUUAACAAAACAAUUAGCUGUAUGUAUUUCUUAGAAACUACAGUCAGAAAAUAAUUAUUUUGUAGAUGGCAAAAUUAUUUGGUAUAACCGUGUUUGCACAAAAAAAAUAUCGAAAUUAAUGAAACUGGGUAUACAGUAAUUAAUAUUCUUAUCCAAAMAUUAUUKUAUCACUUUUAUCUUCCAUCAAGUGAACAAGGACAAAUGACAAUUUUACGAAUCGGUGGAAUUAUGGUUGUGCUUUAGUAUUUUGUCAAGAUUUUGUYCUGGUUUUACGAAGUAUUCAUUUAAAGCAAAUUGACAGUUUGUCGUAGGCAGCAUUUACUUGCAUUUGGGUAUUUUCGAGAUUGCAUAUUGUUAUUUGAAUUGGGCGAUGUGCGCUCUCUUGUUGCAAACAUGAUUUUGUUGGAGUCAACAUACUAAAAGCUUCAUUCAACUUAGCCUGCUAACAGGCGUUACUGCUGGGGGCCGUUCCUUCUCGGCCUGUUAGCAGGCUACAUUCAACUAUGCAAGGAUUAAGAUACUAAGAAAAUAUUGAGGAAACAAGAUGUAUAAUUGAAUGAAAUUGUAAAAAGUUAUGUCAUAAACAAAAAGGACUAUAUUCCGUGCAGGAUUCUGUCGUAAACAACUUAUUGGUCAACUUUUGGUGAUUGAAAUAACCAACAAAGCGGCCAAAGUCACAAAUAUGAAAUCGCACCGAAACCAAGAGAGAAUGAGCUCCAGAGAUUCUUAGAAUACACGCUUUAAGGCAUUCAAAUCUUUCCAUGUGUUUUCCGCUUGCCAGCAUAGUUGGCUUACUAAUAAUAACUUUAUUAAUGCUCCCAAAGUGCUCUUGCGGAAUAAUUUACAAAUAAAUAAAUAAAUAAAUAAAUAAUACUUUUGUAUGUAUAAAACGUAUGUACAAUGAUAUGAAUGUAAAAUGAUAUGUGUUAAAAGUUGUAAUUUAGUGCAAAAGAAGUAAAUGUGUCGCUGCUAAUACAAGUUACCUCAAAGCAAUGAGCACGUUGAACAAUACAAAAUUUAACUUUGUACGGCAAAGUUCGGACGAUUGACUCGCGCUUUCGGCUUUAGAUAUUGAAAAUCUUUGGGUGCUAAUAUAUAUAUUUUAUUGAUUACAGACUGCUAUACUAUAUUUUGAAAUAUCAAGGAGUCCCGUAUAGGAAGUAUAGAUAUGACAUGCUAUAUAUGGUAAUCAAGUAGAUUUUUAUCAUCGAAUAGUAUACACUUUUUAACUUGCGGGAAUUGUGUGCAAUUCUAUGAUCACAUUUACAUACAGUAGAUAUUGGUGAGCAAAUAAAACUCUGAAGCUUGUACGUCAUGUACUGUAUACUCGAUGUAUUGUAGGGUAUGUUUGGGACAAAACAUGGCGGAUUUCUUUUGUUUUCUGAAUUCUUCAGAAACUGAUUCCACAAUGCAUCGCAAAUCACGUAGUUGACAUAAAAACUUCAGAAGUCUAUUUUCAAUUUAAUGAUAAACACUUGCUUGACAUUUGCUUUACAUUUGAAUAUAAUAACAUACAACUGUGAGCAGACAAAUAUUGUAUCCUGCAUUUUGUCGUUGUUCAAACUAAUUUGCAAACAGCAAGUAUUACUAUUUGGACCCUGUUUAYUUGAGUUAWGGUGACUCCAAGUAGUAAAGCUAACUCUUUUGUGUUAUGAAACGAAAAUAAUAGAUAGCCCUACUAUAUACCUAGGAGCACCCUACCUUACGUAAACAGUGCCUAAGCCGUUAUAUAUUUGUCUGCGGUAGUCGCCCUAUCAUUAAUCCUAAACCCCUAAACCUAAUGAUAACGAUAAUACUUUGUUGUUAGAACGAUGUUUGUGAUUUGGUAAAAUAAAAUGCAAAAAAUAAAAAUGUCCAGUACAGCAAUAGACAAUAUUUUUUAACCCCUCAGUUCCUUCUUUUUGUUGCUUGACUCAAUCACAAACUUCGUUCCGACAAUAUCACAUUUAUGCAYCAUCUACACGAGUCCAAUGAUUUUAAUCCGAAAAUAUUUUAUUUUGAUACAUACAGCUAGCGUCCGAACGUGUCCACCAUAUACUCUUGAUGCCUCCGGAGGUUUCUGUAUGUGCUCUCCAGAGCGGACAUUUCUGGGUAGAGUCUGCUGUACGACUUCCAUAUAUGGAUKCCUAUAUGCAUGCCUGUGAUGUACAUAUUGGUCGUUUUCAACCAUUCCCAUGAGAUUCAAAAGAUAAAACAUCGGCAGCCRUGUUGGAGGGACAAACAAUAGAUACUAUAAUGAGAAAUCAACUGUUGAAGUUCCUCCAAGAUGGCCGCUGUGACGUAACUUGAAAACGAAGAAUAGAAGRCUCCCAUGUCCCUAUAGAAGGUUCAUUAAUUAUAUAGUAAAUCUGAUAUACGUAGUUAUUUAUGCAUUCGUUCAUUAAUAUCACAAAAAUUCAGUUUCAAUCAAGCGAAUUGAUUUCAUGGCUUAAUGGUUAGGUUUAGGGAAAAUACAGGGUUAGGCAAUGCAUGGCACUGGUUCGAAUCUUCAUGCUUGUCCUUGAAAAAUUCUUUUCGGUUCAAGUCAUUGAAAAUUUUCUAAGUUCUUCACAUAAUUGGACAUGGGAGCCUUCUAAGUGUACAUUAGCGACAAGAACAUCCACAGCCAUAUAUGGAAGUGCCUCCAGUUGUUAUGUAUGAGAGCGAUCUKUCAUACAACGUCACACAUUUAUGGAUGUACAUACAAAGGGUCACCGACGUACAUAUAGAAGGCCUCUCAUGUACGUAUAAUGUGGAGGAAUUUUUGAAUGACGAGCAGCCUAACUCCUUAACUUAACCAUAUAAGCGUACGAGAGCCUCUGUGCAUCUGUGACUAUCCAGAUGUGGAAGUCGUAUGACUGAUCCUACUUUUAUGAGUUGAAUAUCUGUGGACACAUUUUUUUCCGAGUAUUUUUAUAUACCAUGACAUCACAGCCUUUUAUGCGCAUGCUUUAUUGACUUUUCUUUAAGUAUCUGGGUUCUUAUCGGUUACAUGUGAACAGUCUUAUACGAUUUGUAUAUACUACAUGUGGAUGUGUGUAGACUGGGCGUCAAUCCGUAAAAUUGUACCAAAUCAAAAUGUCACAAAUUGCACUAAAUCUGUAAAUGAACUUYCUUUUGAAUCAUCAUCUUUUAUGAACAACAUUUAGUAAAUGGUAGUGGUUUUCAUAAACCCGUGAAACAAAGUGCAAUAAUCAAAGUGUAUGAUACGCGAUACAGCGAAAAGAUAAAGAAAAACUUGCAAAAUAAUGAGUAACUAGACGAACAUCGGGAUCGUGAAGUCGGGCUACGGCAAAGCACACUGUCACAUUACUAUGGGAUAAAUUUUGUAAAUAAAAUUUUCUGAAAUAUGAAUUGUCGAAGUUUUUAGAAGUACUGAUAGCUCUGACAUUAAAGUACCUAGAAAAUUCCA
Exaiptasia diaphana is the source of this 4951-nucleotide messenger RNA. RefSeq names its product mothers against decapentaplegic homolog 4. Gene Ontology annotation, cellular component: heteromeric SMAD protein complex. The coding region runs from base 126 to 1559 and encodes 477 amino acids. The transcript is spliced from 6 exons. The record is from RefSeq and is a predicted model, not a curated record. Gene Ontology annotation, biological process: regulation of transcription by RNA polymerase II; transforming growth factor beta receptor signaling pathway; anatomical structure morphogenesis. Lineage: Eukaryota; Metazoa; Cnidaria; Anthozoa; Actiniaria; Aiptasiidae. Gene Ontology annotation, molecular function: RNA polymerase II cis-regulatory region sequence-specific DNA binding; I-SMAD binding; DNA-binding transcription factor activity, RNA polymerase II-specific.